Messenger RNA from Leishmania braziliensis MHOM/BR/75/M2904, 1866 nucleotides. RefSeq lists its product as hypothetical. The coding region runs from base 1 to 1866 and encodes 621 amino acids. Gene Ontology annotation, molecular function: ubiquinone binding. The record is from RefSeq and is a predicted model, not a curated record. Gene Ontology annotation, biological process: cellular respiration; ubiquinone biosynthetic process. The transcript has a single exon. Lineage: Eukaryota; Euglenozoa; Kinetoplastea; Trypanosomatida; Trypanosomatidae.
AUGCAAUGGGGCCACCCAUCACAGGCUGCUGGGGUGGCCCCACUGCCUCUACGGUGCCACAUCGCGAACACUCUCUUUGCUUCCUCCUCUUCCUCCACACUUAGUUUGCCGUUCGCGGGGCUCAUCUCGCUUACUUUGCAGAUAACGCCCACACACACACACGCACAUGUAUGCACACAGCAGAGAUUCUUCAUACACCACUGCAUAUUUUGCUCUUCUUUGCUGUUGGGUUGGGGGUGGGGACACCACUCUCGUCUUCAAUCCUCGCCUCUCUCUCUCUCUCCCUCCCUCCCUCUCUUCGCACUGUUGUGUUAUACAAUGCUGCGACGUGUGAGUGGCGCUGGUGCUGCGGUGACCCCUACCCGUAUAGAAACGAUGGAGGUAUGCGACGCGCUCUACUUGGGUAGGGGGGGGCGCCGCAUCACGCCAACGCUGUCAUCUGCAGCGGUGGCGACGACGACGACGACUGCAGUUGCCACGCCGCGGCGGCAGUUUUUUUGGUCGGGGCCAUCAGACAAAGACUUCCUGCGUCAUUUCGCGCCAUCGAGCGCGCCUACAAAAGUGGUUUCACCGCUUGAGUCGCUUCGACCACCGGCGCCGCCAUCUGCGUCGGAUGCGCGGCCCUUCGGCUCACUGAACCGCACGAACAGCAUUCGCCGCUAUGUGAACGUCAAUACUGCAGGGGCUUCGACGAGUAUCGCGGACAGCAAGGGUGACACUACAUCCUAUUCUGCGACUUCCUCAUCACCGUUGGCAGCGGCCACAGCGGCUGCGCCGCCGCGCAUGGAGCUCUCUCGGCUGCUUCGUCGACAUCACAGCGGCUCUUUGGCCAUCUCUGCGCCCAGCAAUGGACAACACGGCACUCGCCAUGAGGAAGGUCUACCACAACAGCGGCAGGCAGCUGGUAAUGCCACUGUGGCCAAGGCGCAGGCGGCCAUAGCGGCCGCAACGGCAGCAAAGCGCCAAGCCAACACCACAGCGUCAUUGUCCGCUUCCAACGCGUCGAGCGCGCAGCCUGAGACUGCCACUGGCGGAGUGGGCAGUCCCAUGCACAAAUCCAAGGCCUCAGUCAGUGAAGUGAAGAGUGCGUCGAGCUGCAGCAGUGACGCACGGGAUCACUUGCAGGUAUAUAAAGAGCGCUGCACCAUUGGGUGGUCGCCGGAGGAAUUCUAUGGCGUAGUGGCCGAUGUAGAGCACUACUCCGCGUUCUUGCCGUGGUGCGCGAGGUCGGAGGUGCACACGACGCGCCGGGUUCGGGUGCCGCAUGGUACCCGGUGUCUCGCUGCCAGCUCCAACUCUGCCGCCUCGCCCCGUUUGGCCACAGGGGCCGAGGCGGCAGAGUUGGAGCUCGUCGAUGCCAUCGAGAUGACCACGACACUGACCAUCGGCUUCUCCUUUCUGAAAGAGCAAUACACGUCGCGCGUGACGCUCUAUCCAGGGCGAAAAGUUGUCGCGGCUCUUUACGAGGAAGAGGAGGCUGACAGCGAAGCAGCGCUUCAAAACACCAACAGGGCCAGCUCAAAGGAGGUUGCACCCUCAUGCGGCAGUAGCUCCACGCCAGGCACGGGCUGCGGCGACGGGCUUGUGCUCUCCUUCUUUAAGAAGGCGGCGUCUACGGCGGGGGCGGUCGCCAAGCGGUCGAUUCUCCAGCACCUCCGAUGUGAGUGGGAGUUCGCCCCGGUGGAAGGGAAGCCCCAAACGGUGGAUGUGCUCUUCUCCGUGUCAUUUGAGUUCAAGAACCCGAUGCACCGUCAUUUAAUCAUGUCGAAUGUUGUGAGCCUCAUGACGCACAGCUUUGAGCGUCGCUGCGAGAGCCUGUAUGGGCCUCCGUCAACCACGAAGGUGUCACUGCCAGUCCUGUCGUGA